Messenger RNA from Abrus precatorius (Indian licorice), 2154 nucleotides. Its product is annotated as wall-associated receptor kinase-like 22. Bases 1 to 2154 code for a protein of 717 amino acids. Gene Ontology annotation, biological process: protein phosphorylation; cell surface receptor signaling pathway. The record is from RefSeq and is a predicted model, not a curated record. Gene Ontology annotation, molecular function: protein serine/threonine kinase activity; polysaccharide binding; ATP binding. Gene Ontology annotation, cellular component: plasma membrane. The transcript has 3 exons. NCBI's taxonomy places the organism in Eukaryota, Viridiplantae, Streptophyta, Magnoliopsida, Fabales, Fabaceae.
AUGAUUCUGCAAUUUGCAUUUCAUGUCAUAAUUUGGACAACAUGGACAGUAUAUGCACUUGCAUCAGCGGAAACUCCGAUCAUAGCACAACCAGGUUGUAAUUCAACAUGUGGGGAUAUUGAGAUCCCUUUCCCUUUCGGAAUGAAAGAUCCCAAAUGCUAUUUAGAUAAAUGGUUUGAAAUAGAAUGCAGAUUCAGCUCUCGAGGUCUGAAACCUUACUUGAAGUCCUUCAAUCUUGAAGUGGAAUCCAUUAAUGAGGACGUAGCCGAAGUUGACAUCAUGAACCCAAUUUACCAUCGGAACUGCCAAAACAACAAAGCAAAGCCAACAGUGAUAAACCUGAGAGAAAGCCCUUUCGUGUAUUCCCAGGAUAGGAACAAAUUCUUGGCGGUUGGUUGCAACAACCUCGCUUUUCUGCAGUCGAAUGGGACAGCUGUCGGUGGUUGUGUGUCAGUUUGCGACGACAACGAAGAAGUUGACGACAACUUCAACUUCGCAAGAGAUGGAUGUCACGGAAGGUACUGUUGCGAGACUUCUCUGCCUCAUUAUCUUGUGGAAUAUAACGCAACGCUACAAGAUUUGAAGAACGAGAGUGUGAAUGGUAAGUGUAGUUACGCGUUCAUUGUAAGUAAUGAUUGGAUUCAGGUUCAGAGCUAUUAUUAUUAUUGGUCUGAUUUGAUGGCUGAGAGAUUUAACGAGCUCCAGAGUGUGGAUUAUGUUCGUGCUACGCUUGAGUGGGAGAUUUUGAACGAGACGCUCGCGAAUUCAACCCUGCAAAUCCCUUCAGAUGCAAGGUGUCAUGAAUCUAAUGUUACGUCUUCCACGAACACGACCACAGGUUUGAGAUGUCUCUGCCCCGUAGGCUCCUAUGGCAAUCCAUACAUUAACGGAGGCUGCAUCGCCAUGCCCGGGUACUUUGACAAGAGCAGUCGAGGGAAGAGGUGGGCAAUAGUAGGUGUUUCCUCAAGUUUUGGUUCUAUCAUUGUCCUCCUUUGUCUAUGGUUAUUGUAUAAAGCCGUAAGGAAGAGAGCGAUACAGAAACGCAAACAAAAAUUCUUCAAAAAGAAUGGUGGUUUGUUGUUACAACAAAGAAUGUCAUCUGGUGAAGUUAAUGUUGACAAAACAAUCCUCUUCAGCUUAAAGGAUUUAGAAAAAGCCACUGAUCACUUUAAUAUCAAUAGAAUUCUUGGAAAGGGAGGCCAAGGUACUGUCUACAAAGGCAUGUUAGUAGAUGGUAGAAUUGUAGCAGUGAAAAAGUUUAAGGUAGAAGGAAAGGUUGAAGAAUUCAUCAAUGAGUUUGUCAUUCUUUCACAAAUUAACAACAGAAACGUUGUUAAGUUGUUGGGAUGUUGUUUGGAGACAGAAAUUCCCUUGCUUGUUUAUGAAUUCAUUCCUAAUGGUAACCUUUUCCAAUAUUUGCAUGAACAAAAUGAAGACUUACCAAUGACAUGGGACAUGCGUUUGAGAAUUGCCACUGAAAUUGCUGGAGCUCUAUUUUACUUACACUCAGUUGCAUCUCAACCCAUUUACCAUAGAGACAUCAAAUCCACAAAUAUACUAUUGGAUGACAAGUACAAGGCAAAAAUAGCAGAUUUUGGAGCAUCAAGAAUAAUUUCCAUUGAAGCUACCCACCUUACAACUGUAGUUCAAGGUACAUUUGGAUACUUGGAUCCUGAAUAUUUUCACACUAGUAAAUUUACAGAAAAAAGUGAUGUCUAUAGCUUUGGAGUAGUUCUUGCGGAACUUUUAACUGGGAAGAAGCCAAUAUCCUCAUUUAGAGGGGAAUCUAAGGGUUUAGCUUCAUAUUUUGUUCAGUGUAUGGAGGAGAAUAAUCUAUUUGACAUUAUUGACAAAAGAGUGAUGAAGGAAGCAGAGAAGGAGCAUAUCAUUGCUGUUGCUAAUCUUGCCAAUAAAUGCUUAGAAUUGAAUGGAAAAAAACGACCAACUAUGAAAGAAGUGACAUUAGAAUUAGAAGGGAUCAAGAGAUUGAAUAAGAAGUCCAAUGCAGAGGAAAGCCAUGAAGAAAUUGAGCUUACUGAAAUUAAAGAUUAUCAACCUUGGACUGGAUAUUCUACAUCAACUCCAUUUCCAACUGUAAGCAGCGAAACAAUCUCCUCACACUCGGAGAUUAUACCCAUUAUUACUUUAGAAUAA